Messenger RNA from Neltuma alba, 2143 nucleotides. RefSeq names its product pentatricopeptide repeat-containing protein At2g22410, mitochondrial-like. Gene Ontology annotation, biological process: RNA modification. The coding region runs from base 85 to 2115 and encodes 676 amino acids. Gene Ontology annotation, molecular function: RNA binding; protein binding. The record is from RefSeq and is a predicted model, not a curated record. NCBI's taxonomy places the organism in Eukaryota, Viridiplantae, Streptophyta, Magnoliopsida, Fabales, Fabaceae. The transcript has a single exon.
GUUUAUCGUGCUAUGUAAAUAUGCCAAUAAGGAUUCUUUCUCAGACACUGACGGAUUGUUCAAUGUGGUGUGCAUCCAAUUCACAUGAAAUUGCUUGUUUUGGCCCUUAACUCGUUCUGUUCUUUUUCUUGCUUGUUCGUCCAAUCUCGGAGACUAUUGUCGUCGGUUUCUGCCAACCAGUUCAAAUGGAACUCAACGACCAGUGUGAUCAUCACAAAUCCCACUCUUGUAAUCAUGGAGUCUUGUUCUACCAUGUCCCAAUUGAGGCAGAUUCAAGCACACAUGACUCGCACUGGCCUCAUUACCCACACUUUUCCGGUGAGCCGCGUCUUAGCAUUCUGCGCUCUUGCGGAUGGCGGAGACAUGCGAUAUGCCCAUGUGCUUUUCAACCAGAUUGAGAAACCCAAUACAUACAUGUGGAACACUAUGAUCAGAGGUUACUGUAAAGCGAAGGUUCCUUCUUAUGCAUUUUCAUUCUUUAGUCGAAUGGUUGGAGAACACGUUGAAAUGGAUUGCCGGAGCUUUGUUUUCGCCCUCAAGUCGUGCGAGCGGUUGGAGACAGUUGCUGAAGGAGAAUCGGUCCAUUGCAUGGUUCGCAAAAUGGGAUUUGAGGCUGAAUUGCUUGUGCGGAAUGGGUUGAUCCAUUUUUAUGCCGAUCGUGGCUGCUUGAAACUUGCACGCGAGUUGUUCGACGAAAGUUCUCUGAAGGAUGUGGUUACUUGGACCUCAAUGAUUGAUGGGUAUGCAGCCCAAAACUAUUCAGAAGAGGCUAUGAACCUUUUCAAAUUAAUGUUGUCGAGUGGUAUCGAGCCCAACGAGGUAACGUUCAUUGCUCUGCUUUCAGCAUGCUCUCAGGAGGGUUAUCUUAGCAUGGGGAAAAGCAUCCACGAAUUCUUAGAAAAGAAGAAUAAUAAUCGCAGUCUAAGUUUGGACAAUGCCUUGUUGGACAUGUAUGUGAAAUGCAAUUGUUUGACAGCGGCUACAGAGCUCUUUGACAAGAUGGAAAGUAGAGAUGUUUUCUCGUGGACUAGCAUGGUUAAUGGGUAUGCUAAAUGUGGUGACUUGGAAUCUGCAAGGAAAUUCUUUGAUCAAACUCCUGAGAAAAAUGUGGUCACCUGGAAUGCGUUGAUUGCAGGUUAUUCUCAGAAUAACAAACCCAUGAAAGCAGUAAAGUUGUUCCAUGAAAUGAUUGAAGCAGGUAUGAUUCCAGUUGAGCACACUUUAGUGAGUGUGCUCUCUGCCUGUGGUCAAUUGAGUUUCUUGAAUCUGGGUCAAUGGAUACACAAAUAUUUCAUCAAUAGUAGAAGAAUAAACCUUACUGUUACUCUAGCAAAUGCAUUUAUAGAUAUGUAUGCCAAAUGUGGAUGCAUAGAUGCGGCUUCAGAAAUUUUCAAUGCAAUGGCAAAGAGAGACCUGGUUUCAUGGAAUUCCAUAAUUGCAGCAUAUGCCACCAAUGGUCGUGCCAAGGAAGCUUUGAACCUAUUUGAUCAAAUGAUAUAUUUGGGAUUCAAGCCGGAUGAUAUAACAUUUGUGAGUUUGCUAACGGCUUGCAGUCAUGGGGGAUUAGUUUCUGCAGGUCGUGAAUACUUUGAAUCCAUGGAAGGAAACUAUGGAAUAGGACCCAAAAGAGAGCAUUAUGCCUGCAUGAUUGAUUUGCUUGGUCGAACUGGGCUUCUCGAAGAAGCUUAUAACUUAAUAACAAAUAUGCCAAUGGAACCGUGUGAAGCUGCUUGGGGUGCCAUUCUAAAUGCUUGCAAAAUGCAUGGCAAUGUUGAACUGGCCAAAUUGUCUGCUGGUAAUGUUUUAAGCUUAGAUCCAAAAGACAGUGGAAUAUAUGUUUUAUGGGCAAGUAUUUGUGCGAAAGAAAGAAACUGGAGUGAUGUAAAGAUGGCGCGAAGUUUGAUGAGAGAAAAGGGUGUCAAGAAGAUUCCUGGCCGUAGUCUUGUAGAGACAGGGGAUGGGUUUGUAGAAUUUUUGGUGGCUGAUGAAUCGCACCCUCGAUCUGGAGAGAUCUAUAAAGUAUUAGAUGAAAUAUAUUUCUUAACAAAAUUGGAAGACUACAAAUGCGAAUGUGAUCCUCCAAUUGUGAGCUUGCAAUGCUGGGAUGAUUCUUAACACAUCUGAUGAUUUAGUUUUAAGCUAG